Molecule: messenger RNA, 2797 nt
Organism: Coturnix japonica (Japanese quail)
Lineage: Eukaryota; Metazoa; Chordata; Aves; Galliformes; Phasianidae
Gene: DNAI3
Product: dynein axonemal intermediate chain 3
Biological process (GO): inner dynein arm assembly; cilium movement involved in cell motility
Cellular component (GO): inner dynein arm
Molecular function (GO): dynein light chain binding; dynein heavy chain binding
Source: RefSeq, a predicted model, not a curated record
AUGAUAUCUAUUUUCUCUAGACAAUCUGAAAACAUGCCAAAAAGUCCCAAAUCUGGCAAGACCACCCCGAAAAGUCCAAAAGCUUCAGCAAAGAAACAGAAAGGUGGAAAAGACAAGCAACCUGAGAAAAAGGAUGAAGCUGAACUCUCUAUGGCUGCUAUAGGCCACCCAGAAAUCUUUCCCUUGGUUUUCACUACAAAAACCCAAGAAAUUUUUAAUUGUCGAGUGGAUGAGGAUGUCACAGAAGAAAACUGUUUCAAGCUUAUUAAAAAAGAUGACAUCAUUCAGGACCUAAAAACAAGAGCUGCUAUUUCAGAUUUCCACCCUAUCAAAAACACUAUCCUAGAAUACCCAGGGGAAGAACUUCUGAUUGUAUUUGAUGCAAAUUUCCAGUAUGGACAGAGCUUUUACCUUGUUGCUUCUGAGGAAGCUAAAGAAAACCUCCUGAAGCCUCCAGAAACUGCAGAAGAAAUGGGCAGUGAAGAAGAAGAGGAAACUCCAGAAGCCUAUAAGCAUCCUGUCUCCAAACCGUGGGUUUCUCUUGGCAGUGAAAAGGAAGUUGAAGAAGAAUCUGUUAAAGAUCGUGUUAAAAAAAUUAAGUACAUGUUUUCGCGAGGACAUGGGAUGUUUGGUGCACCGAUUACAUUUACUGACAGGAAUGCUUCAGAUGUAAAAGACAGUUACAUUGAAUGCACUUCCUACCAAGACAAAACUUUCACUAUUAAAUUGCUUGAAAAAGAUAUGGGGGUACAAAUGGUUCCCAUAUUAAAAGAAGCUAGUACUCAGACAGAAUGGACCUAUCCAAAAAAUGCAACCACACAGUAUUUUCCUAGAGAGCUGUCAAAUGAAGAGAAAGAAGAGAUUCUGUCAUCUGAGAAGCUGAAAGAAUUCUUCACAUCAGUAUGCUUAAGAAUGGAAAUUGCAUUGCAGCAAAAUGAAAUUAUGAAUGCUUUUUCUGAUGACUGGAAAGACCUAGACGAUGACUUGAGCAAGUCAGACAUUUGUUUUAAAGAAUACCAAACAUUCACAGACCUACACCACCUCAAGGACAAAAGCAUUAGCUGUGUUUGUUGGCAUCCAACCAUCUAUGGGAUUAUAGCAGAGUCAGCAGCAAAGCAGCCCUCCAAAAAAGAGAAAACUAAGACACAGCAAGACUCAGUAAUUAUUUUCUGGAGCCUUUUUGACCCAAUCCAGCCUCAGAUAAUAUUAGAGUGUCUUGAAGGUGUUUACUGCUUUCAGUUCAGCCCAAGUGAUCCAAAUAUUAUUGCUGGUGGUUGCUACAGUGGGCAGGUUGUACUGUGGGAUAUUUCUCGAUAUGAAGAAAAACUGCAAAAUGCUAAAAACGUUACCGUUGGAAUGGAAAGGACAAUUGUUAAUAUGAGUAGUGUUUCCCUUCUAAAUCUACUGGAGGACAACGAUAUGUCUGAGCUAUUGUCUAUGGAGGGUAAGGAGAGUGAUAAAGGGCAAAAUUUAGUGAGAUGUUUUGCAUCCUCCUCCGUACACCAUAGCCACGAAAAAAAGAUCACAGAUAUACAUUGGCUGCCGGAUAAUUUUGAGAUCAACCGAAUGGGUGAGACUUUUGAAAACAGAGCUGGAAUUUGUGUGCAGCUUGUAACCUGCUCCCCUGAUAGCUUAAUAUUAUUUUGGGAUGUUCGAGACACCAAACUUCCCACCUAUCCUUCACCUGAGGAUGAGGAAAAUGAUUUCAGUAUGCUCACUGAAGCUUCAAAUGACCCAGGUCUUGUCUGGAAACCUCUCAUGAAGAUCAGCCUGUGUGACAAGGAUGAAGAAAACAAUGUGAAAUGCAGUCCCACCAAAAUCAGUCUAAACGAACAGCAUUAUCGAACCAAAACCACAGAUAAGGAGCAAUCUCCGCACAAACCACAAGCACUCAAAGAAAGACCGUAUGCACAGAUGAGCGUUUCUUUGAAUAAAACACUGAACGCGAUAGAGAGUGUCUCCAACAACUUCUUGGUUGGAACUGAAGAUGGAGAUAUUAUUUAUUCUGACUGGGAAAUGAAGACCAAAAAUGACAUGGAAAAAACAGGUGAGAAAUGCACCGUCCACAAAGAGGCUGUGAACACUGUCCAGAGAUCUCCAUUUUUUAAAGACAUCAUCCUCAGUGUUGGAGGCGGGAAUUUUGCCAUUUGGAAAGAAGGUGUUACAAACGGACCAAUCCUCCAGUCAAACUGCACAUCACAAAGAUACACUGCAGGACACUGGUCCUUAACAAGGCCAGGAGUUUUCUACACUGCCACAGAUGAUGGAAGUAUCUGUAUUUGGGACUUACUGAAGGAAACUCAAAAGCCAUCUCAUAUCCAGAACAUCUCUAAGUUAGCGAUUACUUGCAUCAGCCUCCGUAUCGCCUCACCAAAGCAGCAGUUUGUAGCUGUCUCUGAUGAUUCUGGAGUACUGCAUAUUUUAGAAAUCCAUCGAAAAUUAAUGUACCCUUCCAGCAAUGAGCAGGCCAACAUACUCAGUUACUUUGAGAGAAGGGUCCAAAACCUGAAAAAUCACAAAAAAGACCAAGAGGCUGAAAUUUAAGAGAAUGGAAAAGGAGAUGGAGACAGAGAUGGAGCAAACAGCAGAUAAUUCAGUGUCUGCAGAGACUGAGAUCAUCACUUCAUCUGAAACACGUCUUUUUUCAAACAAAACUUCAGGAAACGUGAUAUUCUUUAGAUUGUGGCACUCCUUAGAUAAAACUGCCAUCAGUUGGCAGAGCCUCACAUUUUUAAGGGCCGUUUGCUUAGAAAACCUGACUGACAGUUUAUUUCUUUAUAAAAUACUUUACAUUUCA